Messenger RNA from Brassicogethes aeneus, 797 nucleotides. NCBI's taxonomy places the organism in Eukaryota, Metazoa, Arthropoda, Insecta, Coleoptera, Nitidulidae. The record is from the annotation of a GenBank genome assembly.
AUGGAGUUUGUCGUGGGCGGUAUGGCAGCUACAAGUGCCGGCCCAAGUGACAAACAACCAGGGCAAAUACAACGGUUUUUGGACGCCGGGUGUAAAGUGGCCAAAAAGGAUGGACUUAAGUCUUUGCAAAAAGGACUUUCUCCAGCUCUUGGUGCACAUUUAAUGAGUUAUGGGACCAAAUUAGGUUCGUACCAGUUCGGCCAAAAUCGCGGUCUAACUACAGACAGGAAUGGAAAUGUAGUUCUUUUGAAGAGCAUAUCAACCAGUGGCGCAGGAGGAAUGUUGGGGACAAUACUUAUCCAGUCCCUUUUAUUUACUAAAAAUACAAAACGACAAUUAGUCCCUCAAGUGAACGGUCGCGUCUAUGAAAGCUUUCUGGAUUGCGUCAAGAAAACAUACAAAGCAAACGGUUUCAAGCCCUUCUACAGAGGCAUGGGUCCGAUAUACUUGAAAUUAGGUCCACACACAAUUUUAUGUCUGGACACUUUGGGAAGAAUUGAAAGUGUUCAGCACAUACGAUGUGGAUAACGACACCACAUCGUUUUACAAGAAAUUAGGUUUCGUCGAUGACAGCUUUCAAAGAUACGGUUCAUAUACGAAAACCUUCUACGAUCUGGAUGACCUGAAUAUAGAGGAUAUUCACGAUAAUCACAAAUGUGACCUGAUCUGGAACUAAGUUAAUUUAGUUAACUUCUUCUCAGUUCGUACAUUCUGUGAUUUUAAUUGUAAGGCUCAAUAACUAGUUAUUUUGGGAUACUUUAGUAAUUAUUAUAUUUAUAAUUAAUUUAUUAUAUACA